Phytomonas sp. EM1 is the source of this 1599-nucleotide messenger RNA. Lineage: Eukaryota; Euglenozoa; Kinetoplastea; Trypanosomatida; Trypanosomatidae. The record is from the annotation of a GenBank genome assembly.
UAACGUAUUUAUUAAUGAAAGUAUACCUACGAGUUGCUUUUUUGAAGGUAAACAAUGAACUACACUGAUGUGAAGAUGAGUAGUGGCUAUUUCCGUGAAAAGGCUACAAUAGGUCUUAGCAUUUUAACCGGAAAUCAGAUUGACAGGGCAUUGAUGAAGGCGACAAGCCACAUGUUAAAGGCACCAAAAGAAAAAUAUGUGCAAAUAUUGUUGGCUGCGUCUUAUAAUCACUGCCAUGAAAUCCAUAAAAAUGGAUUGACAGUAAGUAAGUAUAUUGUUAUUGAGCUUAUUAAAAGAUUACACACAUACAAUUGGGUUAUUGUUAUGAAAACAGUAGUUGUUUUUCACCAAUUGUUGUCUUCUGGCUCGGAUAUAAUUGUUCAAGACAUUUGCGAUGAAGAAUGCUUGUUUAAGCCGCUAAAGAAAUUUUCUGAUACGUACGAUGCUACUUUCCAUAAAUAUUUCAUCGAGCAGUAUAUGCAUUAUUUAGAAGCACGUCGCAUUGCUCAGAGAUUUAUUGGCUAUAACAAACGUAUCGAAACUCCUUCAUUUGAAGAUUAUUUGCUAUCAUUGAAUGCUGAGUCACUUUUUCCAAUAUUUGAAUCGCUGUUGAGAAUACUUGAGACACUUGUUAAUAUCAAGUACUCCGAAAACAUUGUCAAUAAUUUUUGUACCAUGAAAGCGUUUGAAGAGCUGCUGAAGGACGGUAAGCGCCUUUUUAAAUUACUUUCUACCCCUGUGGUGUUUAUUUUGGGGGGUUUUGAAGAAUUUCCAGUACCAUUAAAGAAAAUAUGGCUUGAUUUGUAUGCGAGAUUUACUCGUGCUAUUGGCGGCUUAAAAAUUUUCUUCGAUUCGAUUUCUCAGUCCUCACGUGUAUUUACUGAGGAGAUUCCGAUUUUAAGACUUCCACCGGAGAAUGUUUUACGCGACCUUGAGCAGGAUGUGCUUGAAAGUGAAAUGCCUCUCGUGGAGGUCUGCACUCUUGAAAGUAUUAGUAUACGUAAGCAGGAGCCACAACAAGUUGAGAAAGAGAAUCUUUCUUCGGAAGAACCACAACUGCAGGCAGCAACAACGGAAAAUCUUAACGAGACCUCUUUUGAAUCAGCAAGUGGGCUUCCCAAAGUCAUUGUUUCAAUGGAUGAACUUUUCGGACCGACUUCACCUAUCCCCGCGCAAACAUGUGGGCAACAAAUAAAUCUCAGUCAUAUUGAUCCUUACUUCUCUACAAGUGAGAUAUUAGCCAAUGCAUUGCCCAGUGAAUUUGCAGGUGUAGACUGGUCGAGCGGAGCUCCUGCAGAAUGGUCCCCCAAAACACCGAAUUCCGAUCCUCUGUGUAAUCACUAAUCAUCAGCAAAUUAUUUCUACUAGAACUAACCGCUCUCCAAUUCAAUUAACUGACUCAAAAAGGAAAAGCGAUAUUUAUGUUUCUCGUGUGUUAGCGUAAUAACACUUAUCUUUACCGGAUAUGGAUCGAUCUGUUUAGGAGAUACGUAUAGUUUAAUUUAUUGUUGGUAGUUUGUAAUAUUAAAUCUACCUGUUUGCUAUUUCUUUCUUAUAAGCCCGAGUUUUACACGUUUUCCACAAAAAAAAUUAUCCUAA